AUGGUUUGCUCUUUCAAGUCCCUCGCGCUUCUCGCGCUAGCGGUUGCGUCAGUGUCGACGCCCGCUUUGGCCCAAUUGGACCCUGCGUCCGUGGCCUUUGCCGCCAAUGCAGCAGCCCCGUCGACCCCUGAACACGACCCCGUGGAGAGCACUCCUGACCAAGCGCCACCCUCCGAAGCCGAUGAGGGCAUGAACGCAGUCGUCUCGGACAGCGUGAGCAACGUGGUGACCGAGACGAAAGUGGACGCUCCGGACGUGGAACCAGAGACGCCCGAGAUUGAAGCUGGGUGGCGCCCGGUCGGCCAAAAUGGCGCACCGGCAGCACCGACUCCAGUCGACGAGCCAACCCCGAGCCCGGACGAGGGCCCGACACCUGCGCCAGUGCCCGAGUCUUCUGCUUCGGGGGCUGUUCCGCGUGCGACUGCUCUAGUGGUCGUGGCGUCCGUCGCGAUCACUGGAUUCUUUAUCUGA
Hyaloperonospora brassicae is the source of this 471-nucleotide messenger RNA. The record is from the annotation of a GenBank genome assembly. Lineage: Eukaryota; Oomycota; Peronosporomycetes; Peronosporales; Peronosporaceae.